This is a messenger RNA of Peronospora belbahrii, 609 nucleotides long. The record is from the annotation of a GenBank genome assembly. NCBI's taxonomy places the organism in Eukaryota, Oomycota, Peronosporomycetes, Peronosporales, Peronosporaceae.
AUGCAAUACUGCGUCUUGGAGUAUGGUAUGCUCUUUUGUUUCGAUCGACCAAAUGGAGCACUUCGCAAGUCAAUCGGUCUCACACGGCAUCGAGUCCGCGUACAGCCACUUUCCAACGACAAUGCUGGUCUGUGUCCGAAUCGGUUUGUAGUGCAUGCGCUCGAGGCAGAGCGAAAUGACAAGGCAGGCGUGUUCGUGUCGGCUGGCAAGCGUGAAAAGACGUAUUUGUUCGCUGCAGCUACUUCCCGGACCAUGAUCAAGUGGGUAAACGCUAUUCAUAACUGGCGACGGCAUGCUUUUGAUGACCCAACGAGCAGCGCGCUUUCUGUCAACGACGCUAUCACUAGCAACAUAAUGCAGAACCCUGAUACAAAACGAAGAGCUGUUUUGCUGGAGAGUCAACGAGCGAACUUGAUUAAUUUGGCGACUCGUUUCGACGUGAAACUUGUUAGUAGCAAGGCAAAGGUCAAACCCCGCGGUUUGUUUCGUAGUUUAUCGGCCUUGCCAUACAAGACACCAACCGAGAUGAAAACUUCCAGACCCAACUUUGCCAUUAAAUCAUGGCUGCCUGGGAUUCCGUCGCUCCGACGGAGUCUAUCUGGUCGAUGA